GAAGGAAUCUCUCAACACGCCGCUGCAACGACAGAAAACAACUAUUUUGGAGAACGUCAGCCUUACAAGCUUCACACAAAUUCUAGGGACAACGGCACGAAGCUAGAAGAGGUUCUGUGUGGUUGCUAGUAUUGCAGCUGCAUGAUGUCAGUUGUAACGAAUUGUUCACCAUAACAGACGACGACAGUAGUCGCAUGACAAAACCAAGUAUUGUAAUGGCUAACUGGACGAACAUUACCGACGAGACAAUCUGCAAGAAAGUGCUCUAUUUGGAGAUUGAACAUUCCAGAGUAAGAGUAUGGGAUCUCGCGAUAUUGAUUCCGAAUGCGCUGUUUCUGGUGUUCUUACUAGCCAGGUUGAAACGUGCAAGAACAAAGCUUAAGCAGACUAGCACACCGAUAUUCUCAGCUUUCUUUGGUUUGGUGUGGGUUAGCACUGGCAUUAGCAUCAUUCGAUGUGUGGUUUCCAUGACAGUCAACGCAGCACUGCCUGUCGGUGACUAUGUCGACAAGGUUUUGUGGCUGAUCCUCAGAUUAUUCUUGCUGUCGACUGAGAUGAGUGUGGUAACAUUUGGCAUGGCAUUUGGUCAUCUGGACAGCAAGACGAGUAUCCGCCGUGUGCUUAUCUGUACCUCCACAAUCUCGCUCAUCUAUUCUGGCACGCAGGGGGCGCUGGAGUUUGUCAACCCAGAUGACAGUUUCCACAUUGAUGCAAAAAACUACGAUCUGUUUGGCCAUGGAGGAAUGCUGUUUUGGUUUAUUAGUUCAAUUUUCUUCUCUGUGAUUUACUCUGUGAUAGACUUACUGCCAUGGACACCAGUCUCAUACAGACUUGCUCUACCGACUAAGAAGUCAUUCUACUUGUACUGCUUGUUCCUGGCAUUUCUCAAUCUAGUACAGGCAGUUGGUAGUGGGAUGCUCUUCUACAAAGUUCAACCAGGAAUGUGUAUUGUAGAUUUGACAACAUACAUCUACUUCACAGUCUUUACUCCAUUAGUCUACAGAACAUUCCUCAGCGACUUCUUUGGGUCCACGCCGCCACCUACAAUCCUUUUCUCCUACAAGGCCCAGCAGGACGAACUGGCUGAAGAUGAUACAGUGAGCCUACCACAGCAUUCUUACUCCUCUACUAAGACCGACUCUGACAUCAUUUUCCACGGGAACUCAGCCAUGUAUGAAAGCACUCAUUUUGACGUACAUGGCAGUCCGUCUCUGCAAUAUGAUGAUGCAGAUGGUUUCCACAGCAGUGUACUCCUGACACGGAGUCUGCACGAGGGAAUCGGGAGCAUAAACGCAUCCAUGGAAGCAAGCGUGGGUGAGAGUACACAUCGGAGACGUAGCAGUGAUCCUGUAACACCUACUGUGGUGCACACGUGAUUGUAAGUUGGCCCAGAUCGUCCGGGAGUUUUGUCGAUGAACAUUUUUAGCGCGAUGGCAUCAAGAUCUGUAUUAUCUCCUGAAAGGGUGUGCCGUGGAUCGAUACACGUUAAACUUCUACACGUGCACCACAUAUUAGACUUGUACUUAUGAGAUCGAAUCACACAGGUACGACGUAUUCAUAAGUAUAAAUCGCACUUGACUUGGUAUGCAUUCAUGUGCAUGAAACACACUGGACAUGAAUCAAUCCAUAAUGAUAAGAAGUUUCAUGAUAACUGCAGGAGUUUAGCCUCAUUUGUCAGUCGCACUGAUUGUAUUCAUAUACAUAAGUAUUACAUUGAGAAAUUAUCAUGUUACAUAAAUUAAUUGCAAUAAUGUUUGCACUGAAUAUGAAUUCAUUCGCAUAGAUGAAUAGCUAAGCACUGAAUAUGUAUUCGUAUGCAAAUUUGUGAAACACAGAAUGUGUUCAUGUGCAUGGCCUACAUUAAACCCCAAAUAUGUCUACAGGAAUUACUCAUAUAUAGCUAAAGACUUCGGUUGAACAUUGGAAAUGCAGAAUAUCUUCUCAAAUGCUAUAAUGAAUAAUAUUUAUGUAAAAGAAUAUAAUUAAUAUAUCUUGAUUUCCACUUUAGAUUAGUUGGCAAUGCAAACAUAAUUAAAUUGUAUUUUGCUUGGCACAAUUCCUAGCAUUGAUACUCGAGCCAUCGAGUAGUGGAAUUAUUCCAAUACUAUUGGUGAGGUAGGUUAUUGGUACACUUCUGCAUACACUUGUACAUGUAGUCAAUUUCUUAACUGGUUUUAUAAGCACUCAUAUUGUUUGAAUUAAAGCCGGCCUUAGGUCGGCCUUGCGACGCAACGCGAUUGCCUGUGACUGAUUUUAUGCAACUGGUUGCAACUCGGUGCGACGAUCGCAUCGCAGGGACAGUUCGACCUAAGCACUCCUGCGACUGCCAGCGACGAGUCUGCGAUGCUCAGCGACUGGAAAGUGGUCAGUCACAGCGAGUCGCGCAUGUACUACUUUAGCGACGCGGCACGACUAGCUUCCACCUGUCGCUUGCAUUGUUUUACCCGACAUUAGCUGCCUUGCGAUCGCUGCGACGAGAUUCGAAUGUAUAAUGAACAAUGCAUAAAAUCGAACAAUGCGAAUGAAACAAUGCAUAUAACCAUGUACACAACAUGCACACAGCAACAAGUCAUGUAAAGUAAACUCAUUUAGAUGCGCGAUCUAUAGGCGAUCAUCGCUUUGCCUUAAGCGCCUUCUGCGACUGCCUGCGACUGCUAGUGUCAGUCCCUGCUCGUCGCGUCGUGCAGCAUUCAAUCGCAAUCUGACCUAAGGCUGGCUUUAGAGAAUGUAUUGAUUUGGUCUUAGUUGUCUGCAUGUUAGGGGCAUAAAAAACAAUUUACAUGCAAGGGGUUUAUUCAGCUGCCAUUUUGGUGCACUGAUUUUUCAAAAAAGAUGUAGUUUUUUUACUUUUCAAAUAGGAAUUGUGCCUAAAAUAGAAAAUUCAAAUGCAUGUUAUUAAUUUGGUAUUGUCUGUAAACUGUUACAAGAAGGGUAUAUAUGACAAUUAAUUUAUAGUCAGUUUUCUGCACAUUGCAGAUGAAUGAAGAUCUAUACAUUUGCAAGUUUAACCAUCAGUGAACGGUUACAGCCCUAUAGACCGAAGGUCCGAUAGACCGAAGGCCCGAUAGACCGAAGGUUUAUUCGAAUACUCAGUG
Molecule: messenger RNA, 3095 nt
Organism: Priapulus caudatus
Lineage: Eukaryota; Metazoa; Priapulida; Priapulimorpha; Priapulimorphida; Priapulidae
Product: transmembrane protein adipocyte-associated 1 homolog
Exons: 10
Coding region: 195-1376 (393 amino acids)
Biological process (GO): G protein-coupled receptor signaling pathway
Cellular component (GO): plasma membrane
Molecular function (GO): G protein-coupled receptor activity
Source: RefSeq, a predicted model, not a curated record